GAGCCCAGAGAAGACCCUAGGAGUUUGACUGGAUUCGUUCCGCUGUCGGAGACGCGGUACCUUAAGACCAGUUCUGCGGACGGUGAAGUUCUCAGCUUCAGCCAAAUGGCUCGCUUAUUGCAGUGGAUGUUGCUGUGGUCAUGUUACAUUGCAGCCGCCUCGGUGCUGAAUAAAAACGAGUUGUCGAGGUUGCUGGGUAACAACAUUUUUAUUCUGCAAAGUGAGCAUCUCAACAAGUGCAUAACCGUGAAGAAUCAAGUGCUUAUCCUUGAUGACUGCAGUCAGCCAUCAAGUAACAUGCUGUGGAAAUGGGUAUCAAAGCAUCGUCUUUUCCAUCUAAGCAGCAGCAUGUGUCUUGGUCUGAAUAUUAGUGCCAAACAACCACCAUUAAAGCUAUUUAACUGUGGUUCAAUAAUACCAAUAUUGUGGUGGCAUUGCAGUGGUAAAGUAUUAACUAGUGCCUCUCAAUAUAAAUUGACUGUUGGACAAGGACAACGUAUCAUAGCAGAAAGGAUGGUGUAUGAUAGGUGGAAGAGGUAUAUGACCCAGGAUGAAGGUCCAUGUGAACAUCCUUACGAAGAAAUUCAUACUGUACUUGGAAACUCACGUGGGAGGCCGUGUGCUCUGCCAUUUAAAUACAAUAAUAAAUGGUACCAUGAAUGUACUAAUGAAGGGAGAGAUGAUAAACUCUUCUGGUGUGCAACCACCGACCAUUAUGAUGUUGAUGAAACAUGGGGAUUUUGUCCAAAUUUAGAUCCUGGAUGUGAUCUGCUUUGGGAAAAGGAUCCUUUUUCACCAAAUUGCUACCAGUAUAAUCUUCAGGCUCUUCAUUCUUGGAAUGAGGCCCAUGCUUCAUGUCAGGCACAAGGAGGAGACUUGCUGUCUAUCACAGAUCUUAAGGAGCAGGAGUAUAUCGUCAAACGUUUGAGACAUGUUGGAAUUCUGGCAUGGAUUGGCCUGAAUCAAUUGGAUGAAGGUGCUGGGUGGCAAUGGUCAGAUGGAGAACCUUUGAGCUUUGUAAAUUGGGACACAGAUCAGCCUCAGGGCUCAUUACUGGGACAAUUCCAUUGUGGGUUACUGAGUUCUAAAUUGGAUUACCGUUGGAGUAGUGCGGUAUGUGAGACAGCUCUGCCUUACAUUUGUGAAAAAGUGAUCAACUCUACAAAAAAGGUGGAACCAUUUGAAUUCUGGCAGUACAGGACCACACACUGUGAAUCUGGCUGGCUUUCCUACAAUGGAUUUUGCUACAAACUGCAUAAAGAAGAUUUGAACUGGAAAGAUGCCUUAAUGUCCUGCCGCCUGAAUGGAAGUGAACUCAUUAGUAUGCAGUCACUGGCAGAUGUGGCUGUUCUGAUCAACCAGUUUAAAAGUGAAACUGUACCAGAAGUUUGGAUUGGACUUGCCAGCAACAGGACACCAGCUCAAUUUACAUGGUCAGGAGGAUCACCUGUGAUGUUCACUUACUGGCAUAAAAAUGAGCCAAAUGUUCCAUAUAACACCACAGAACACUGUGUGUCUUCACAGAAGAUUGAUGGCCAAUGGAAAGUUAAAGAUUGUGAGGAAAAUCUAUGGAGCAUCUGUAAGAAGCCAGGAAAAAUAGAACAAAGACAACCUAGAAAAGACGAAGGCUGCCCUGAGAACUGGAAAAGAUAUGAAGAAUCCUGUUAUAAGAUUGACAAUCGCCUACAAACCUAUGAAGAAAUUUCAAAAAAAUAUUAUUGUCAGCUCAUUACUAUUGAAAACAGGUUUGAACAAGCAUUCAUUAAUAGUCUGAUCAGUAAUUUUGCCAGAGAAGAUCAUGAAAACUUCUGGAUAGGACUUCAGGAUAGAAAUCAGACAGAAAAAUAUACCUGGUUAAUGGCAAAGGAUAAAAAUGCACCAGUUUCCUUCACAAAUUGGAAUAAAAAUCAACCAGGUCAUUCAGGUGGUUGUGUUGCACUGGUAAGAGGUAAAUCUCAGGUCCUCUGGGAAGUUAAAGAUUGUAAAACCUUCAAAGCGAUGUCUUUGUGUGAGCAAAAAGUUACAUCUGCUCCACAACCAAAACCCUUCCCUGAUCAAGCCAUGAAGGCUAAAGCUAAAUGUCAUUUUGGAUGGGAGUCAAGUCCAGAUCUUCUGAAUUGCUUCAAGGUAUUUCAUCAUGAGAAAGUGUUAAAGAAGAGAACUUGGGAAGAAGCAGAACAAUUUUGUCAAGCAUUUGGAGCCCACCUUGCAAGUUUCAGCCAUUACAGCGAGGAAGUUUUUUUGAAUGAAAUUUUGGGAUGGAUGUUUGCUAGGGAAGAAGAAAGAUGGUUUUGGAUUGGAUUUAACAAAAGGAAUCCAUCUUCUGCUGGCUCCUGGUCUUGGAGUGAUGGCAGUGGAGUUGUUUCUUUGUUUUCACUUGACAAAGAUAAAGAUGAUGAUGUCAGAAUUUGUGCUGCAUACAAAUUUGAUAAAACGAUUGCACCUUUUCGUUGUGAUGAAAAGCUGGGAUGGGUUUGUAAAAUGUCAAAAGGAGCUGAACUGAAAAAACCAGACUGGUACAUCGAUGAAGAGCAAUUUGCAUUUGCACCUUGGAUCUUCUUUCAAGGAGCUGAAUAUUUGUUUUUUGAGACAGAGGGGAAGUGGCUUGCAGCUGCUGUGGCUUGUAGUUUGAUGGGUAGCGACUUGGCAUCUAUAAAUACACCCAAAGAACAGGACUUCAUUAAAAACAGAAUUGAAAAGCUUUUAACAAAUGGACAUGAAAAGUGGUGGAUUGGAUUAUAUGCAGAAAAUUCCAAAGCUGGAUUUCGCUGGAUAGAUGAUUCAGGAAUGUAUUACAACAACUGGGAUGACAAUUAUCCAAGCCGUUUACCCAAGCAUAGCGGCAGAUGUGUUUACGUGUCGUCAAAAACAGGGCGCUGGGGUGAUAGCAAGUGCUUUCUGUCUCUCCCAUUCAUCUGUGAACGUCACAAUAUAUCACUGAUAGAGGUUCACAAAGUUGAGAGUUACCUUCCAGAUCGUUCGUGUCCAAAAGGUUGGCUGUAUUUUGAAAAUAAGUGUUUCCUGUUGUAUGCCCCAAAGGAUAAGAGUCAGCUAAAACACUGGUAUUCUGCUCAAAUGUUCUGCAGUAUACGUGGAGGAACCCUGGCUACAAUAGAAAAUGAAAUAGAACAAGCAUUUUUAACAAUUCAGCUCCUGGAUAGAUCAACCAGUGUUUGGAUAGGACUGCAUAGUGAUAAUUUUGAACGUUGGGUAAAUGGGAAGCCUGUGAAGUAUUCAAACUGGUUACCAAAUGAGCCAACACGAGGCACUGCAGAUCCUUACAAAAAUGAUCCUACUUCAGAACAUCUUAAUAGCCCUAUCUUACAAGAGGAAUCAAAAAGGUGUGCUUUAUUAUCCAAUAGUCAUGCAUAUCAUUCCACAGGAAGGUGGUACACAAGAACUUGUAAUACGAACCAUUAUGGUUUUGUUUGUCAAAAGUACCCAGAUAAAUCUAUCCAUCAUAUCAAUGCAUCAUCUCUCUAUCCAGUACUUGAUACUUUUGCGUAUGGAAACUACACAUACAAACUGAUUAAGAAGAAUGUAACAUGGUAUGAAGCAUUAAAUGAAUGCAGACAAAGAGGUACUGAACUGGUCAGCAUCACUGAUCAAUACCACCAAGCUUUUCUCACAGUCGUUGUGAAUAGACUGUCACACCCGCAUUGGAUAGGACUGUCCAGCCCAGAUGAUGGGAAAAGCUUUAUUUGGUCAGAUGGUAGUAGCAAUAUAUUCAAUCAUUGGGCGGAGGAAGAUCCUCACUCAUCUCAAGAUUGUGGGUACAUGGAUACUAAUGGCUACUGGAAGACCGCUAACUGUGAAACUCAACUGCCAGGAGCUUUCUGUCAAGUUUUACUAACUGCAACCUCAAGUUCCCCAGCUUACAAUUUGAAGUGCCCGAAUGCAUCUAAAGAACUACCCUGGAUUCUAUUUCGAGGCAAUUGUUAUCUCUUCGACUUAGUUUUAUACAAUUCUUCAAGCUUAACAAUGGAGAAGGCUAAAGAGGUUUGUGGAAACUUGGCUACAAAGUCUUUCAUUUUACAUGUUAAAAAUGAACAGGAAAACAACUUUGUUUUUGAACAAAUCAGAACAUAUAGCCACAUUGUAGAUGAGAUUUGGUUGGGCAUCACAUUUGACGUAAUUGAUAAUACAGUCAAAUGGCUCGAUGGAACCCCAGUGACUUAUUCAAAUUGGGGUACAGAAGAGCCUGCAGCAAAUAAUUUUACUGUUGGCUUAUGUGCUGCAAUGAGAUCCUCAGAUGGUGCAUGGUUUAUGGCUGAUUGUGGUGAGGGUCUUGGAGCUGUCUGUCAAACAGAUUUGAGUGGACGUACCUACAUCCCAAAACUACAAGGAUACAAAAUUGGAAAUGGAACAGUACUUAAAAUUGUAAUAGCAAUGGUGGUAACCGUGAUUAUUGUUUUGGGUGCUAUUGGGUUCUGGUAUCUUUGGAAGAAGAAUCAACCUUCUUUCAGAUUCUCAGGAAAUGCAUAUUAUAGACAAACUACCCCUGAAGGUACCGAUUGUGAUGGAAAUAUUCUUAUUGCAGCAUUUGAAAGGAAUGGUGGAAAUUAACUAAGUGAAUCCAUACACCAACAGCACAAGAAAGACUUUUUGGACUUAAGAUUUUAAAUGAUGGAUUUAAAUGUUGACCCAAGAUUCAGCAAUUUAAUACUCAUUUAAACAUAGGUUUAAUCAUUGUCAUACAAUGUGGAUGCGAUUUUCUGCACAUUGUGCAUUCUCUAUAUGGAUUUCGCACUUAUCAAUUUUCCUAGAUUAAGAGGCAGGCUUUGGUUGUGGACCUUGUUAUAUUUACAUAAAGCGUGCAAACAGUUUAUUUGUUCAGUAUUGGAAACAGAAUUGUAUUCUAGUGUUCUAUAUUGUAAUGACUUGGCAUGUGCGUAUAUCCAAUCAGUUGAAAUUGUGUAUAAUUUGUGUGAAUUUAAUGCAGUUUGCUGGAGUUGAAACCAAGGCAGAGGCAAUGUACAAUCUCAUGCGAGGCUGUGUUUCAGAGGCAUGUUGCUGGAACUCUAGGCCAAACUUUUACACACCACAGGAAUUAGUUGGUUUACCGUAAUGUCUGUCUCAGAAGUUGCACUGUGUUUUACUGGUUUAAUUAAACUAACCCACAGAGUUAAUUAAUCCUUGGACAGACAGGAGGGUCUUGUCAUGCCCUUUGUUGAGAACAGCAAUUGCCUCCAUUCCCAUGCCACCUUAAGAAAAACCAGCUGUGAGCUAUCCCUGAAUCAUGGGGCCACCUAUUGUUUGCCCUGCUGACAUUUUAAUGUUAACAGCAUCUUACUACACUGCACUGGACUGAGUGCUGCAGACACAGGAGAUUUAAGUUUUGGGCCAGGGUGGUGAGCAGUCUGUGUCUUGAAACCAAGCGAUCUGUGUCUUGCAGGUGAAAGCUGCUGGUCAGUGGCAGAAAGUUCGUCCGCAACAGUGCAAAGUAAACUUUUGAGGUAAUGAGGGCAGGUCUGACGGUCAUUCAGCAAAGUUGCGAGCACCUGUCUCCUAUCCCCUGCAGUUAAGAUAGCUCCGUUUCUGUGCUGUUUCUUGUGAAUUAGCUGGCUGUCUUGUGAACUCAUUUGGCUGGCCACUUGUCCCCAAACACUGAAGGCCCCCAUUUCUGAUUCUGAAACUAUGACCUAUGUUGCUGACGCAAAAUUCUGCCCAUGGCGUGCACAAAACAUUUGCAUCUUUGACUUGACUUGUCUUUCUGCUCUGCCCCAUUGCAACAUAGGAACAUGGUUUGGUCUUUGUUGCUUUUAUAAUCAUUAACUUUAUUCCUCUCAUUUUAUUGAAAGAAUCAAGGCUUCAUUUCUAUCCAUAUGUUGGAUGGAUAUGAAUGGAAAGUACAGGAUAACUACUGUGGGUGUCACAAGAGAUCAUUUUGAAGACUGGGUCUUGUUUAUAUAUACCCUCUCACUUUUUGGUCACUGUCAGCUUCUGAAUGACCACUCACAGCCAGUGUUUCAGCAAGCAGGACAUAAAAUGAAUUGACAUUCCUGUUGUGUAAAGGGCUAAAAAUUUAAAUACUGACAUAAGGCUCAGUCCCAUGGCAAUGCUGUAGCAGAAAACAAGCUGCAGUUCAACUCCUUUGAUUACAUAAGAACUAAGAAUAGAGUGAAGUAAUUCAGGCCCUCAAGCGUGCUCUGCCAUUCAUAUGAUUAUGGCUGAUCUUAUCUCUGCUUCAACUGCACUUUCCUGCCCAGUUCCCAUAACCCAUCCACCCCUUACUCAUUAAAAAUCUGUGUAUGCCCUCUUCAAAUUUACUCAGUGUCCCAACAUCCACUGGGUAUUGAAUACUACAGACUGAAGACCCUGUUAAAUCUGUUACUCCUUAUCCUAAAAUAAGGAUUGUUCUAGAUUGACCCAUAUGAGGAAACAUCUUCGCUGCAUCUACUUUGUCAAUCCCCUUUAGCAUUUUACAUACUUCAAUUAGAUUGCCCCUCAUUUUUCUAAACUCCAGAAAGUAUAAGACUAAACUGCUCAGUCUCACUGCAUAAGACAAACCCCUCAUCUCUGGAAUAAAUCUAGUGAACUGUCUGUGAACUGCCUCAAAUAAAUCUACAUCUGUCCUCAAGUAAGGGGACCAAAAUAGUACACAAUAUUCCUGGUGCAGACUCACUAAUGCCUUGUACAGCUGCAAGAAUACUUCCCUACAUUUAUACUCUAUUCCUUUAACAGUAAAUGCCCACAUUCCAUUUGCUUUCAUUAUUACCUGAUAUACCUGCAUACUGGCUUUCUGUGAUACCUGCACAAGUGCACUGAGAUCUGUCUGCACAGAAGUACUGUGAAGUUUCUCCAUUUAGACAACAAGUUGCCUUUAUGUUCCUCUGACUAAAGUGGAUAACAUUACGCUCAUCCAUGUUAAACUUCAUCUGCCAAAUUUGGCUCAUUCACCUAACUUAUCACUGUUUGCUCACAGUCCCAGGGAUCCAGGUUCAAUUAUAGCCUCAGGUGACUGUGUGGAGUUUUCACGUCCUCCCUUUGUUUGCAUGGAUUUUGUCCAGAUGUUGCAGUUUUCUCACUAAUUCCAAAGAUGCGCAGAUUAGGUGGAUUGGCCAUAACAAUUUGUCCAUAGUGUCCAGGGACACAGAGGCUAGGUGGAUUAGCCAUGGCAAAUGUGGGGUUAUGGGGAUAGGGUAGGAGGCCAUGUCUGGGUGGGAUGCAUUUUGAAGGGUUGAUGCAAGCUCAGUGGCUAAUUUCCACACUGUAGAGAUUCUGUGAUCCCAUGAUUCUUUCCAUACCCAUUUGUAAAGUUCUUAUUUCUUCAUUGCAAUUUACUUUCUAACUUAUAUUAAUUUCAUCUGCAAAUUUUGUUAGAAUUCUUUCAAUCCCUGCAUUCAAGUCAUUAAUAUAGAUUGAAAAUAGUUGGGACUGAGGAGCAAACCAUGUGGUACCCCAAUAAAAGGUGCUUGCCAAGAAGAAACAGACUCAUUUGUUACAACUCACUACUUUCUGUUGAUUAGCCAAUCCUCUACCCAAGCUAAUAAAUUACUCCAACCAUCAUGUGAUCUUACCUUGAUAACAAAGUGUGGAGCUGGAUGAACCCUGCAGGCCAAGCAGCAUCUUAGGAGCACAAAAGCUGACAUUUCGGGCCUAGACCCUUCAGCAGAA
Messenger RNA from Stegostoma tigrinum, 7617 nucleotides. RefSeq names its product phospholipase A2 receptor 1 (gene pla2r1). The transcript is spliced from 30 exons. Lineage: Eukaryota; Metazoa; Chordata; Chondrichthyes; Orectolobiformes; Stegostomatidae. Gene Ontology annotation, cellular component: signaling receptor complex; plasma membrane. The record is from RefSeq and is a predicted model, not a curated record. The coding region runs from base 106 to 4566 and encodes 1486 amino acids. Gene Ontology annotation, molecular function: signaling receptor activity.